GGUUUGUUUUAUUAGUUUCCCGUGUACACCCGUGUAGUAAAAAUUGUGUUAUUUCUUGCGAGUUACAAUAAUUAUUCUUUAAGUUAUCAAUUUAGAUGAACACGAUGGCAAAAAUUGAGUUGAAUGAAAAUGACAUUGAGAAAAAAUUCAAUGAGCAAUGUCGAACAUGUCUUAGCGUUGGCCGUAAGAUGUUGCCUCUGGGAGAAUUUGAAAACAUUUAUAGAAACCUUACUUCAGACUAUGAAUUAAUUGUACCACUGUCAUCAGAACUCUUACGUCUGUGUUGGGAAUGUCAUGCACUGCUUAGUAACAUUCAAAAAUUUCAGUGUCAAGUUAAAAAAGCAAAUGAAAUGCUAAGUCUGGGACAGAAUUUUUUAUUUUCUCUAUCUAGACUGUCAACUGUAAUACAGAACAAAAAUGAACCUAACAUAGUAUAUGUUUAUAACCAAGUACCGGAGAAAGAGAUAUUAAAUGCAGGAAAGUGUAUUAAUCCGUUUUCAAAAGACCUACCAAUGGAUAAUAUUGACGAAUCAGAUUGCUAUUUUAUGGAUUGCAAUAAUAUAGAUGAAAAAGAGAAAAUUAAAGAUAGUAGCUUUAAAAAUAUAAUGAAAGUAGGAAUAGGUAAAGAAUCUAAUGAAGAUAGAACAAAAGUGAAGAAAGUCAACAACAAAUGGGCACAAAAACGGGCAAUACAGAACAAAAAGGCAAAAUUUAAAGAAAUUAAUUGUAAAGAACUUCAUAUUGACAAAAUUUUUUUCAAGCUGCAAUUAGAUGAAGGAGAACUAAAGAGAUAUAUGCAGAAUAAAAGUGACUCUAAGAUCAAGCAAGGAAUAUUAAUUAAGCAUAUAAAGAGUCCUCAUGAUGUAACAGUGAAAUCAUACAUUUGUGACAUCUGUUCCAAGAGCAAAUCCGACAAGAACAAACUGUCAAAUCACAUACAAAAUCAUUACAAUAUGUAUAAAUGCCGAGUUUGCAAUUAUAUUUGUAACACCAAAAAGAAUAGGUGGAGGCAUGUUGCUUCUGCGCACAAAAGGAUAUUACAGUGUUUAAAAUGUGAUUUACUUUUUGGGAGUCGCAGAGAAUUCUUUGAGCAUUUUAAGCAGUGGCACGAGAAGUUUAUAUGUGACCAGUGUGGUAUCAGUUUUAAAAUGAGAUAUUGCAUCAAGGAUCACAUUAGAAAACAACAUUCGCCAUUUGAAUGCAAACCGUGUGCGAAACGGUUCGCACGUUACAAUGGGCUCUGGCUCCACAAUAAAAUACAACACGGUGGACCGACUACGCCCGCUUAUUGUGUAGAGUGCGACAGGCGGUACCCGGACUACUAUAGGUACAGAUGGCAUUUGGCUAACAGUGCGCGUCACAAGCCGCGACAGAAGGUGAGAAUUCCGUGUCCAGAAUGUGACAAAGUAUUUUCGAAGAAUAUAUAUAUGAAGGAUCAUUACAAUUUAGUUCAUUUAAAGAAUUACAAAUAUCGGUGUGAGGAGUGCAACAAGAAUUUCAUUCGAAACGCCGAUUUGACUAAACACAAUCGCCGAGUUCAUGAAGGCAUUAUGCCGCCAAGAAAUAAAAUUUGCUAUAUGUGCGGUCGGGGAUUUACUGUAAGUCGUUUAAAAUUAAUAAACCACGCCAUAUCGUUAUCACUUUGAUUAUAGGCGACCCCUUGCCUUGUAUUGCAGCAAUGCAUCUAUUACUGUAUUCUGGUUUGAAGAGUAAAUACCGCCAAUAUGAAAACAUGUUGAGAAACAUUCUAUCCAAAGAGAAUGUUAAUAGAGCAAACUCAAUACGUGCGCUUGAUAGUAGUAACAACAGUUUUGAAUAGUUAAAAAAUAUUUUUUUUGUUUUAUUAGUUGCUAUGUUGUGUCCUGUUCUAUCACUGAUUCUGAAUCAUUCUGAAUCAGCUAUAGAAUCUCUGUUCUAUCAGAGAUUCUAUAGCUGAUUAGUGACCGCCAAUACGGUUUUCGUCGGUGUCGAUCAGCUGGUGAUCUUCUGGUCUACCUGACCCAUAGAUGGGCGGAGGCAGUAGAGUCCAAGGGGGAGGCGUUGGCCGUUAGUCUGGACAUUGCGAAGGCCUUUGAUCGGGUUUGGCACAAAGCGCUUCUUUCAAAGCUGCCUUCCUAUGGGCUUCCCGAGAAAUUGUGCAAUUGGAUCACCAGCUUUCUUGCAGAUCGGAGCAUCAAGGUCGUUGUAGACGGUGCAUGUUCUGACUACAAGCCUAUUAACGCUGGUGUUCCACAAGGCUGUGUGCUAUCACCAACGCUGUUUCUUCUGCAUAUCAAUGAUAUGUUGCUAACUGGUAACAUUCAUUGCUAUGCGGAUGACAGCACUGGUGAUGCUCUAUACACCGGCCGGGCCAAUAUUUCUCGGGAAAACGUCGCCGAGUACCGGUACAAACUUGUGUCUGAAGUCGAGUCUUUGCUGGACAAAGUCUCGGAUUGGGGGCGACUAAAUCUAGUCCAGUUUAAUCCUCAGAAGACACAAGUUUGCGCGUUUACCGCUAAAAAGAACCCCUUUGUCGUAUCUCCUCAGUUUCAAGGCACUCCCCUUCUUGCCUCAGCCAGUAUCGGUAUCCUCGGAGUCGACAUAUCGAGUGACGUGCAGUUUCGUGGUCACUUGGAAGAGAAGGCCAAAUUGGCCUCUAAAAAGCUUGGCGUGCUCAGCAGAGCGGGACAGUAUUUCAUGCCGGCACACCGCCUGCAACUUUACAAGGCGCAGGUUCGGCCUCACAUGGAAUACUGUUCCCAUCUCUGGGCAGGGGCUCCCCAGUGCCAGCUCCUUCCACUUGACCGCAUCCAGCGCAGAGCGGCUCGAAUCGUCGACGACCGAGCCCUUUCCGAUCGGCUCGAUUCAUUGGCACUGCGAAGAGAUGUUGCAUCUCUUUGCAUUUUCUUUCGCAUCUACCAUGGGGAGUGCUCUGAGGAAUUGUUCGGAUUAAUCCCAGCCGCCAAAUUUCACGAACGCACAUCGCGGCAGAACUCCCGAUACCAUCCACACCAUCUGGAUGAUUGGCGGUCCACCACUGUGCGAUUUAGAAGAUGUUUUCUUCCUCGCACAACUUCCUUGUGGAAUAGUUUACCACCAGGGAUUUUUCCGGACCGAUACGACUUAGGGACCUUCAAGAAAAGAGCCUACUCCUUUUUAAAAGGCCGGCAACGCAUCUGCAAUUCCCCUGGUGUUGCGGUUGUUCAUGGGCGGCGGUAGUCACUUACCAUCAGGUGAGCCGCAUGCUCGUUUGCCCCUUCUCC
Molecule: messenger RNA, 3242 nt
Organism: Parnassius mnemosyne (clouded apollo)
Lineage: Eukaryota; Metazoa; Arthropoda; Insecta; Lepidoptera; Papilionidae
Source: the annotation of a GenBank genome assembly